CAAGCGGACCCCGAAUAAUCUGCACUGCAAGGGAUUUUAUUACUUACUGUUUGUCAGCGUUUCACAUUCAGGCAGUAGUAUUGAGGAUCGCUCUUGUAUCUACCAUCAUGGAGCCAGCGUUUGGAGAGGUAAACCAGUUGGGAGGUGUAUUUGUCAACGGCAGACCACUGCCUAAUGCCAUUCGACUGCGGAUAGUUGAACUGGCCCAGCUGGGAAUCCGACCCUGUGAUAUUAGCAGACAGUUAAGAGUUUCACAUGGCUGUGUCAGCAAAAUCCUAGCUCGGUACAACGAGACUGGUUCCAUAUUGCCCGGUGCGAUCGGUGGGAGCAAGCCCAGAGUGACAACCCCCACAGUGGUCAAACACAUUCGAGCAUACAAGCAGAGAGAUCCAGGGAUUUUUGCGUGGGAGAUCCGCGACAGACUCUUGGCAGAUGGUGUCUGCGACAAGUACAACGUUCCCUCCGUCAGCUCCAUCAGCAGAAUCCUUCGGAACAAGAUCGGGAACUUGUCCCAGCAGAAUCAGUACGAGUCGAGCAAGACUCCGGCGCAUCCCCCUCCACAGUCGGCUCUUCAGUAUAAUGCAAUUUAUUCCUAUUCCAGUCCCAUCACAACGGCCGCAGCAAAAAUACCGUCGUCGCCCGGUGUGCCCGCCAUUCCAGCGCACAUGGGAAUUCACAGGACCUGGCCUUCAUCGCACUCCGUCUCCGAUAUUCUGGGCAUCAGAACAUUAAUUGAGCAGCAAGGUGCUAUUCCCAUUAGUGACAGUUCUUCUUAUCCUACUAAAGUGGAAGAAUGGAACAGUAUAAACAGGAGUCACUUCCACUCCUCAAACCAGUCUGCAGUGAAUGGACUGGACAAGUCCCCACUGGAGCAGGAAGUCAAAUAUACUCAGGGUCCCAAUGGUUUGCCUGCAGUUAGCAGCUUUGUUACUGCUUCAAGUAUGGCUCCUUAUCCUCCACCCACACAAGUAUCUCCCUACAUGACAUACAGUGCAGCUGCUUCCAGCUACAUGGCAACCCACGGCUGGCAGCAUGCGGCUGGCAGCACAAUAUCAACGCACAGUUGCGACCUUCCCACACCACUGCCAUUUAAAAGCAUUCAAGCAGCUAGAGAAGGUAGCCAUUCGAUUGCAGCCUCUGCAUUGUAG
Messenger RNA from Hypanus sabinus (Atlantic stingray), 1148 nucleotides. It is a transcript of the gene pax9, whose product is annotated as paired box 9. The coding region runs from base 108 to 1148 and encodes 346 amino acids. The transcript is spliced from 4 exons. The record is from RefSeq and is a predicted model, not a curated record. Gene Ontology annotation, molecular function: DNA-binding transcription factor activity, RNA polymerase II-specific; RNA polymerase II cis-regulatory region sequence-specific DNA binding. NCBI's taxonomy places the organism in Eukaryota, Metazoa, Chordata, Chondrichthyes, Myliobatiformes, Dasyatidae. Gene Ontology annotation, biological process: regulation of transcription by RNA polymerase II; anatomical structure development.